This is a messenger RNA of Cylicocyclus nassatus, 285 nucleotides long. The record is from the annotation of a GenBank genome assembly. Lineage: Eukaryota; Metazoa; Nematoda; Chromadorea; Rhabditida; Strongylidae.
AUGGGUGAUGAAGAUUUGGACGAGGAGAAAGAGGGCUUUAGCCAGAAACUUUUGAUCGACCGAUUAGUUCUGAAGGAUCUGCGUAACGAAGCGCAAAAAUUGCUUAUUUGGAAGAAACUUACUAGUAUUGCGUCAGAAGGUCUUAUCAAACUGAUAACAAUCCUGAAACGGAAUAGCGCAGUGUUGUCAGCUCGGGUGAAACCCGCCUGCUUGUUCCCGUCAUUACAGAAGAGGAAGGAGAAGCGGAUGACCAAGACCUCAAGGAACUCAUUGACGAACGGCUGA